This is a messenger RNA of Sceloporus undulatus (fence lizard), 2592 nucleotides long. It is a transcript of the gene PATL2, whose product is annotated as PAT1 homolog 2. The transcript has 19 exons. Gene Ontology annotation, biological process: P-body assembly; deadenylation-dependent decapping of nuclear-transcribed mRNA. The coding region runs from base 53 to 2215 and encodes 720 amino acids. Gene Ontology annotation, cellular component: P-body. The record is from RefSeq and is a predicted model, not a curated record. Gene Ontology annotation, molecular function: RNA binding. Lineage: Eukaryota; Metazoa; Chordata; Lepidosauria; Squamata; Phrynosomatidae.
GGGACGUCGCCUGAGGAGAGAAGAGAGGAGAGAGGGUGAAGGCCGGCGCAAAAUGGCGGAAGGGGGCGAAGUGGAAGCCAGAGAAAUGAUCCUGGAGGAUUUCUUUAUGAUGGAUGAAGAACCUGUGGUUGACAAAACAGCUGAAGAGGAUGAAAUUGAUCUUUAUAUUAACUUGACAUUCACCUCAUCAGCUUACAUAGAUGAGAAUGGGGCAAAAGUCCUGGUUAUAGAUCCAGAGCAGGCUCCUAUGGGUGAACUUGAGGAGGUGAUGGUAUCAGCUGCUGGUGAAGAGCAGUCCAAAGCUGUGGAAGAGGAGAAAUCUAAAGCUACAGAUACAGAGCCAAUGCUAGAAGAUGUGGCAGAUAAUGGAAGUCCUCACACUGAGCCGCAGCUUGUCUGUGAUGCCAUGGAGGAAGAAGAAGCAGCCAUGGCUGAGCAGGAAGAGGAUCAUAUAAGUGAAGAAACAGAAGAACGAAAUGACCUGGGAGACCCAGCAGUCAUGAGAGCUGUGCGUGGCCAGUCUACAUUAGAGAGAGAGGAUUCGUCUGUCCUUGACAGUAGAAUGGCAGACAGUCUUCAAGAUUAUUCUACUGAUUACUUGACAGCUUCAAAAUCUGGUAUGUGGAGUCCUACUCUGAGAAGAGUCCCAUCACUUUCUAUGAUGGAGGCAAUGGAGAGGGCAUCCAUGUCCCAGGUUGAUCUAGAUUUUCUGGCCUCACCAGUACAGUCAAGCUAUCCAGAUUCCUCUGGUCUUGAGCGUUCAGUCUUACGUGGAAGAACUGUCAAGCCUUCUUCUCAACGUUUCAUGCGACAGCAAUCUCCCAUGAUGCCAGGCUCUGUAAGAUCACCUUACCCUUUCACACCACCCCGCAGAACACGUCGUACAUUUGGUCUGAAUCAGACAUCGGGUUAUGCUUCUCCACCUCCAUUUAGACCCUUCUUUUCAAAUAUCAAUAGCCCAACCUGGUCUCUGACUCACAUACCUGAUGUUCCAUCCUUCAGUCCAUCAACAGGCAGCCAACAGAAGUUCAGUUUACCCAGUGCCCUGACACAGCUGCACCCUCUACAUCAGCGGAUCCUGACUCAAAGACAACGGGGGCAAAAAAGAAUGCAACGUAUAGAGUCACAGCCUCUGGAUAAAGAUCCCUAUGCGUCACUCAUGACUGCAGUGGAAAAAGACUGGGUGGUAAAGGUGCAAAUGUUGCAGUUGCAGAGUGAAAACCCCCAACGGGAUGACUACUAUUACCAGGAGUAUUAUCACAAGCUGGAGCAUAAGCAAGCAGAGAAAGGGCUUUUUGGAGGGUCCAGACCUGAGGUGCCCAAACUUGUCACACCAUAUAUCCAGAAAGUGGAGACAUAUGAAUCUGUGGUGCGGAUUCCAGGCUCUUUAGGCCAAGUGGCAGUGUCUACGUGCUACAGUCCCCGGAGGGCUAUUGAUGCUGUACACCACAUUUCACUGGAGCAGGCUGUAGGGAAUCAACGAUUGCAUGUGCUGUAUCAGAUUGAGAAGAUGUACCUGCAGCUACUGGCUAUGGAGGAUACUCGGCGGAAACUGGAUCUGGCACCUGAAGAGCAACACUCCCAUUUCUGUGAGAAAUUUGCGCAUGAGGUGGGGCGCAUAUAUCAAACUCUGAGAAUUGAAGAGCACAGCAGCGAAGAGGAAGCAAAAGAUGAGUUCCUGCAGAUUCUGCUAGUGGGAAAAGGGAAGAGAUUGGUAGCUCGUCUGCUGCCACACCUGUCGCAGGAGCAGGCCAAGCAAGUCCUUGUUGCAGUUGCACAGCACUUACCUUUUCUUAUUAAGAAGGACAUGCUAGAUGAGCAGACCCUGCCCAUUCUCUACAGUCCCCUCAGUGUUGUCAUUGAGCAGUUGACCUUCACGGAGCUGAUUGACGUUCUGCAGGAUCUCACUAGAAUGCAUCCAGAGUCGGUCAAGCAGUCUCUUGCAAUGAUAUUUGGCAACAAGUUUGCCAUCUCAUUUCUAUACCUACUGCUUAGCCAUGGUGAGAGAUGCCUGUCUUCUGGUAUGCCCUUGAAGCCCCACAAUGGAGAUUUUAAAAAAUGGGUAAAUACAGUGCUCCUUGUCGCUCGGGAGCUCUCUCAAGUGCCUAAGGCCUCAAUGGUGGAGCCACUUCAUCUCCCUACCAACCUCUUAUUUCUCUUCUGCCGUUAUGUGGACAAAGAUACAGUGAACUGCUUGGAUGUCAAGAUGGAGUGAUCUAUUCUGUUUUCAUUAAUUACCACAGUGCUUGGGACAUGCUCCAUGUCUGCCGUGUGAACUUGUGGAAGUGGUGUCCGUCUUCAUGAUGAGAGCUGAAUACAGCUAGACUACAGUGACUAUUUCAAAAUCGGAAGCUUAAUUUAACUAUACAACUUCUGUUCCUUUUUUGGUUUUGUUUGGAGUAUCUGGAUUUUUAAGUACUCUGUGCCAAUUUGUAGAUAUCUAAUUCUGGCACUGAAGCCCAUACCACACAAACUUACUCAGCCUGAAUGAGUUGGACAUAGGCUGGUCUUGUACAGUAAACAUUAGACAUGUCUGAUAUGAGGGGAACUUUUUUUUAUAGGGUCUUCUGUACAGCACUUAACUACAAUAAA